Oikopleura dioica is the source of this 5496-nucleotide messenger RNA. The record is from the annotation of a GenBank genome assembly. Lineage: Eukaryota; Metazoa; Chordata; Appendicularia; Copelata; Oikopleuridae.
AUGGAGCAGUUUGUCCGCAAUCUGCUCAAGACGAUGCCACUGUCAAGCUUGACGCAGAGAAUCGUGCGCGACCGCUACAAAGCUGAAUUUAACAAAGAUCAGCAGAUGACUGGUACUCAGUCUGAAACACUCAGAUCCGUCGUUGUCGAGGUCGCCAAGGCGGAGAUGAACAAAGGAGACUCCAAGAGUUCCAAAUCAAAGUCUGAACCGAAGCCGGAACCCGGAGAUAAGAGGCCCGCCGAAGCGAAGACAGAAGUUAAGGUCGAGGAGAAAAAAGCGAAGGUGGAAACGGUCGAGCUCUCCGACGAUGAGCUGGAGGUCGUCUCCGUUACGCGCGCUGAUCCACUGCCACACAUUCGCGCCGACUGCGCUUCUAAGCCUUACAAGCCCACGGACAAUGUAAAAAUCGGCCCGUUCAUGAAAAACGCGGAGUAUUGCGAAAAGUGUUUCUGCUACAUCUGCGACAAGCCCGCGAAGGAGUGUGAGAACUGGGCAAAAGAUAGGGAGCCGCACUGUAAUGCCAACUCAAAAGAAGCUUGCUGGAAGGCGAGAAGAAUGGUUCAAAAUCAGGUCAAAUUUAACUUCCUAAACCGGUUCAUCAACAAACACAUCCAAGCCGGUCGUCACGCUGCCCUGCGCGCAGAAGCAACGAUCGUGUGCGUCGAAAUGAGAGAAUCAUACCAGCUGUAUCGAAUGGGAAAGAAAUGCGACGCGAAGGAGUGUCCCUGCGAUUGUGCUUGCCACAGAAACCCGGGCAGGCCGAGUAACUGGUGUGGAAAAUGCAGAAGCGUACACGAUUUGAAGAAAAAAUUCGACUACAGAGCAGUUAGGGCGAAAGUAAAGGAGCUGAUUAAGAAGAUUCAAGCGUGGACUUCUACGCCUCAGGAACAGUGCUUUUUGUACGAAACCAUUAUUAAUGAGCUGACAAUGCACAAAGGCGCUGAUAUCAACCAAAUCACCCAGCAAUCUGGCAAUCCCGACAAGGAGGCCCAGUGCAACAACUUCCAAGUCCUCAAGGAAUCAUACCUUCUUCAGCCUCUAUCACAAACACUCGCCAACAACACUGGUCUAUGGAAGGACCUCAACGAAACCCUGCGCCUCGCCUUCAGACAACAAGCGCUGCAGGACCACUUUAUCAAAACCUUCUUUGAGGCUCUUCAGUCUCAUCUUGGACGCGCUCGCUCAAACGCCACCCAGCGCAUCACACAAGUAACGCAAGUGAAUCCACACCAGCAUCAUCAACAAGUGCGCAAUGUCCACCAGAACGCGCACCAAAUUCAGUUUAACAAUAUCCCGUAUGGCCAGCGCGGCCAUAUUAUCAACCAGAAUGGGAUGAUGAUUCAAAACCAAGCUCGCCCGCCUGGCGGCAGUAUCCAGCCCUUUCAACGGGGGGCCUCCAAGGGGAGCGGUAUCCGGGAGGUCCGAGCAAAUGCACCAGCCGCAACGCUUAUCACAGCCUCAAAUGGCCAGGCAAUUCGGCAUCGAGGCACAACACUGGCAGUUGCUACAGUCUCAACUAGCGGCGCAGGGACUACAACCUCAAGUACCCGGGCACCAGGUCAACCACCAGCAGGGCUUUUCUCAAUGGCCACAUCAGGGAAAUCCGGGACAGUUCAGAUAAGAAUCCCGGCCAACAUGACUGUGACAAGCGCGACUCCGGCGACGAUUUCGAAGAGCGCGAUUGCUCCAACGCAAGUGAACAAGUUGACUAAUGGAACGAUCAUUACGACGAAGAAGCUGACACACAGUAAUGAACAGCUUGAGGAGCUGAACAUACUGAACGAGCAGCAAGAACGCGACUUGGAAGAACGCUGCGAAAAUCGCAUCAAAGUCGGACAGUUCAACUCCACGGCCAUGGAAGUGAAGAAGAUAGUCGAAAACUAUCGCUAUCGACGUCUUUGGUUCAUCGGCAAAGGUGUCUACCGGGUCUACCUAGUUUGUCUAGCGCAUACAGAUCCAAUGGGCACGCUGAAAGAACUCUGGAACAUGGAGAAGCACAUCAAGCAGCAGUUUGGCCCUCGACAGCCGCCAUGGAGACUGGACGCUGAUGAUAUUGCUCGAAUCCUGAUGAUCGUCAUCCAAGAUGUUCCAUCAAUCAAGAAGGUGGUGCUAACGAAAAAGUUCCACUGCCCUCCGGAUUGGCCGAUCAUGGGGCCGAUCGCUACCCGACCUUACAAGAAACUCAAUGAUCUGAUGCGAGGCGUUUUCAUCGUCAUGAUAUCUCUGAUUCGAUCCCCCACAAAUCAUUACUGCAAUGGGUCGGUAGACUUACUCAUGUUCGCCAUGCGCAUCUUCUGUCCCAUGUGGUCACACAGUGAUGGAAACAGCUUGGCAGACAUGCUGAAGUUUUACAAUCAGACGAAAGAGAUAAACAAAGAAUUGGAGGCGUCGAAAACCAUCACUCUCAAUUUCGACGCGGCGUUGAAGAGCGCUAAGAUCCGGGAAAAAGUGGAUUCUAGUACCACGCGCGUCUUUUGCAUCACAUUCCUUCUGGCAAAGUAUGUGUCCAAGUGGGAAGCACGUCACCCACAAGAGAUCAUCAACCUCCUGGCUUAUCCACGAACCCGAUAUCACGAACUCGAGUCCGCUACAAUUCUUCCGAUUUGGAACUUUGCUCUCUUCGCACUCUGCAACCAAAAUGAAGUUGCUGAAAGAAUGAUCGUACUUGACAACUAUGGCCUCCUCAACUGGUUUCAGUCAUUCCUUGCUUGUCCAGAAGGUGGCAGUCGCUACAACGUCAUUUCCAACUUCUUGAAUAUCCAAGUCUUCCGUACAAUCGUUCUGAAAAGUCGCAUCGAGUUUUCGAUCAAAUUCCUUGAUGUUCUUUUCAACACGAUCUCUGACUUUCAAAUCAAAGGCAAGCUUAACAUGGAAGCGAAACGCAAAUACUACGAUAAAUACGUCGAUAUCAGCGCUAAGUUCUUGGAUCGAGUUGAGAAAGAGAUCGACGAGAAAGCGAUCCAGGUUGCGCCGGCCGAUGUAUUCCCCGGGUUGAAAAUUCCAAGCGUGACACCAGACUGGUUGUUGAAGCUCGAUUACUUGGAAGGACUGAGCUACGGGAUGAUCGAUUUGAUGGCGGAUCGACGUGCGCAGCUCUUGCGACUCUGUCUCUACCGAAAGACAACAAUGGCCAGAUACUAUCCUAACGCCAAACCAGUCCAUGUUUCCUUCGAUCUUUUUGGUGACCAGAAGUACAAGAACAACUUCCCGAUCAAAUACAAGUUCCAGUCUCGUCUCCUCGGCGCUUUCAUUUCCAGCUCAGUUGAGAGCAUGCAGGAUAAAGUUGAUCCGUACUUGACGUACUUAAUCAGAGAUAACACUCGGGAAGAUGUUAACUUCUUGAAGGCUCUCCGAAUGAUACAGUCUUGUACAAAAACCCGUUUUGUCAAGCGCAACCGACACACCAUCGAUCACAAAGUAUUCAUGAAACAACACUUUGGCCAUGUUUGUGACACCAGCAUCGAUGCAAACAUGAAUGUCGCCCUGAUUCUCCAAACAAUUUUAAUGUCCGAGGAUGACUGUAUCGAGCAACUGCAUGUCACGUGCCUGGAGUAUCUGUCGGAAAUCUUGGGUAACUGCUGCUUUUAUUGGCUGAAUUGCCCGAAGUGCUCGAUCAACAAUACUAAAACCUUUGAUGAAAGGGAUCGGGUUGGAAUCGACGCCUUCGGGAAGUUACUGAAUCGUCUCAUCAAAAUCCGUCACCACAAGGGCUCUGGUCCCCACUUUCAUUCCUUCGAGACCUCGCGCGCGAUGAUUAAGAGUUUCAUGGCUAAAUUCUGGGCGUUCUUCAAUCCUCUCGCGCAGAUCGACUACAAUAAGUUGUCGAAUAAUAACAACCAGAAAAAUCUCUUCAACGAUACUUGUCAUAAAUACAACAUCCUCGGAAAGCUGAUAACGCUCAUCCACCAGCCAAUGUACCCUGCACUCAAUACGGCAUUCUCUCAAGGAAUCAUGAACAUCCAGGGCGAUGAUGUCUUUAAAGGCGCCCUAGAACAGUUCAUCUUCACGAUGCAAAAUAGCAACAAGUUCAGAUCACAACCCUUCACAAAUUUUCUUCGUUCACGCGCCUCCGGGCAGCCCAACAUAAUUACACUUCAACCGGGAAUUCGCGUAGUUCAAAUUCACCAAGUACCCAUCAACACGCCAGUUCGAGUUCCCAUUCCAAGCAAUAGACCUGCACAGCCACCGCCAGCAAAGCCGAGCGCUCAACCACGGAAGCAAAUGCCAACACUAACUAGAAAACCACCUUCACCUGCAAAAAGUUGUCGGGCCGAAUCUUACGAUCGUAGAGCCUCUCUAUCAGACGAUGAUUAUCGCCCUGAGAGUGAGGGCCAGUACGUAGACAUGUCAAACCUUGGCGAGAGGAAAAGAACGAGAUUCGAGCACCAGAAAGAGAGAGAGCUAGCAUUCAAAAAGAAAAGGGUUGUCCAGCGAAAGUUAUCCGAAUCGUGGAGAGAGAAGCGGACGCAAUUCAAGGAUGCAAAAUUGGGCAAUCUGGAGAAACAGGGCUACCAGUUCCCGGAUCUAUUCCCGCACAAGUUCAUGAGCGUUCCUGUAUUUGAUCCGAUUGUCCGUCGACGAAAAGAUUUAAAGAAAAAGAUGCUAGGUGCAAGCACAGCAGGUAGACUUUUGAGCACCUCUUUUGCUAGAAAUAAGGUUGCUGCGGAAGUGGGGAAAACAGGAAUUAAGAGUCUCGAUGCAGCUCUGGACAAAAAAGCCGGCUCCCGUAGAAUGACCGAGACUGCUUUGGCGGCCAAAGCCGGAGCAAAGGUUCUAAAAAAGCUAAAUGAGCAUAGAAAUAGCAUGGGCAAAAUUCAAGCUCGUCAGCGAGAACAACUGCGGCAGAGAAUCAGAAUGGUCGUCACUCCCAACCAUCCCGACAAAAGUUCUCUUUUGAAUGAACUGACGAAGGAGGCGAAAUCGUUGAAUGUUCCGAAAGAUAAAUUGAAACUCUGGCUUGGAGCGGAUGCUAAGUCGCUUUUGGUUUAUUUUGAUGGCCCUGGGGAAAUCUUUGCGAUGGCAGAAAUCGUCGACAGUAAAUACGAUUUGGGCAAGGCCAUCAGCAUUUUAAAGCCAGUCUUUGAAUCCAAAAGAAUCGGGCUAGCCGACAAAUGGUCUUUGAACCCAAAUCAAAAACGCGAUGUUUACCUCGACUACGUUGGAAGAGUUACGGUCUCAUCGGAACUUGAGGAAGAUGAUUUGAUGGAAGUUGCCCUGGAGCUUGACGUUUCGGAUGUGAAAGAAGUAGACGGAGGGUUUGAGUUUAUUGUCCCUGCAAGAGAAACUUCCAAUCUACUAGCCGAACUCCAGAAUCAACCAAAAAUCUCCGUCCUAAAUUCUGAGCUCACUUAUCUUGCUGCCUCUCCGAUCGAAAUCGACGAUGAAGAUUUUGAAGACAUCGACUUAUUCGAAGAAAAAUUAACUGUUCUCUUGUCAAACAAUGAUUUUGCAAUGGAGCUCGGAAAUAUUUAUUAUAACUUUGAAAUAAAUGAGUGA